Daldinia loculata is the source of this 2440-nucleotide messenger RNA. RefSeq names its product pre-mRNA-processing factor 39. Lineage: Eukaryota; Fungi; Ascomycota; Sordariomycetes; Xylariales; Hypoxylaceae. Gene Ontology annotation, biological process: RNA processing; mRNA 5'-splice site recognition. The record is from RefSeq and is a predicted model, not a curated record. The coding region runs from base 292 to 2058 and encodes 588 amino acids. The transcript is spliced from 4 exons. Gene Ontology annotation, cellular component: U2-type prespliceosome; commitment complex; U1 snRNP. Gene Ontology annotation, molecular function: protein binding.
CCUUAGUUAGCACUAUUUGAACUUUCUCUUGCGAUCAUCAUUGUUCGUCGAUCUCGACAACCUCAUUGUCAUCCAAACCCAUUCCCCGUCGCGUCUUUCACAUCUGGGGGGGUCAUGAAACUUCAGAACUGCAUUAUUCCUUCAUUGUAAUUAUCUUGUUAAAAUCACCGCCAUUUCAAUCCCGUCCACGUCUUUUUUCAUUCCUAGCCUCGAGUAAACCCACAUCUCUCUACUUGCCUUUCAUCACCUUCACCGCGUUGCUAAACGGGUCGCAUACCAUUUUCUACAAAGAUGGCCGAUUUUAAUCAGUUCGGCUCUUCUGACGAGGAGAAUGCCGAGAUAAAAAAGUUGACACUCGAAGUGGAAGCCGACACGGAUAACUUCGAGUCUUGGGAGAAGCUCAUACGUGCUUGCGAGGCCCAAGAAGGGGGACUUAACCGGAAUUCCAGUCCCCAGGCGCUUGCUGCGCUUCGCGAUGUCUACGAUCGAUUCCUCCUCAAGUUCCCGCUUCUUUUCGGGUACUGGAAGAAGUACGCCGACCUCGAGUUCAACAUAUCAGGCCCUGAAUCUGCUGAGAUGAUCUACGAACGUGGAUGUGCGAGUAUAACAAACUGUGUUGAUCUAUGGGCUUCCUAUUGUUCCUUCAAGAUGGAGACCACCCACACCCCCCAUUUGGUCAGAGAGCUCUUCGAGCGAGCCGCAACUUCUGUCGGCCUUGACUUUUUAGCACAUCCCUUCUGGGAUAAGUAUAUUGAGUAUGAAGAGAGACAGGAAGCGCAGGAUAAGAUCUUUGCCAUCUUGCAGCGAGUUAUCCAUAUCCCGAUGCACCAGUAUGCUCGAUAUUACGAGCGCUUCCGCCAACUCGCCCACAGCCGGCCUAUUAAGGAGUUGGUACCACCCGAGACGCUCGCGCGUUUUCGAGCAGAGGUGGAGGCUGAGGGCGCUGCGUAUGGUGUGAUGCCGCGGGCUGAACUGGAAGUCGAGCGAGACGUCCGUGCUAAGAUCGAUGCCAUGUUCUACGAGGUCUUCCAGAAAACUCAGGAUGAAACGAAUAAGCGAUGGACGUACGAAUCGGAGAUCAAACGGCCGUAUUUCCACGUUACCGAGCUAGAGAACACGCAGCUAGCUAAUUGGCGGAAGUAUCUCGACUUUGAAGAGAGCGAGGGCGAUUUUGCUAGGACGACAUUCCUCUACGAGCGUUGUAUCGUCACAUGUGCCCUGUACGAUGAGUUUUGGCUGCGCUAUGCCAGGUGGAUGUCGGCGCAACCUGGAAAAGAGGAAGAAGUCCGUCAUAUCUAUAUGAGAGCUGCCACCCUCUUUGUGCCUAUUAGCCGACCAGGCAUCCGCCUGCAGUUCGCUUACUUUGAGGAGUCUUGCGGUCGCACCGGCGUCGCCCGAGAUAUCCACGAAGCCGUAUUGAUGCAGCUGCCCGACUGCGUGGAGGCCAUCGUGUCUUGGGCCAACCUUGAGAGACGACAAAACGGACUCGAUGCGGCUAUCCAAGUCUACAAGGCCCAAAUCGAUGCGCCACACGUUAACAUCUUCACAAAGGCCGUUCUCGUUACUCGGUGGGCUUUCUUGCUAUGGAAGAUUAAGGGAUCCGUCGACGAAGCAAGAACCGUUUUCCUGAAGAACGUCCAGUGGUAUGCUGAUAGCCGCCAUUUCUGGGAGCAGUGGCUUGAGUUCGAACUAGAACAACCGACAAACGCAGAGAUCGAAUCUCAACAUGCCGAGCGCGUUAAGCACAUCUUUGACGAGUUGUUGGCGAAGAGCCGAAUAUCAUCGACAGCUAAGAAGGACUUGUUCCUGGUCUAUCUUGCCUAUCUCCAAGAGAGAGGUGGUGCGGAAGCGAUGAAGCAGUUCCUUACUAUCGACCGUGAGAUCUACGGUCCUACUUCAUUGUCAGUGCUCGAUAGGCCUGCAAUUAAGGAGAACGGCGUCGCAAGAGCCCCUCUAGACGAUGCUACCAAAGCAAAGGCUGAGAGUAGAUACCCUGCAUAUUACGAGUACUAUAUGGAACCCGAGCCCAACCCGCAAGGAACUGCACCUUUCCAGUAAGGUCGAGCGCAAACUCAGCUUCGACUCCUCGAGAGUCGGUAUUCAAUAUUCUGACCUCGACGAGUAAUAAUGCCCGGGGAGUAGGAGGGGGCAAUGGAUUUGUAUCAUACUUGAAUUCCACUUGUGUUAAGGGCUUAUUUAUAAUAGGGGCAUAUGAAGUCUCGGACGAAUUGGGAUGAUAGGUAAAGGAGAAUCUGGUGUGUACAACGGCCAGAAAUAUUCACUCGAGGAGCUCACUGCACUCGGAAGUUACCAGGCAAUAGUUCGUACGCGUGUUUUUACGAUUGAUUAAGAAAUGAGAAUUAAUCCACCAGUGUUUCAAUUGCUAAAAUACCUAUAGGUAGAUAUUGUAAAUGAUUAUGUCAUAUUUGUUUUCUAUUAG